This is a messenger RNA of Aureococcus anophagefferens, 1107 nucleotides long. RefSeq lists its product as hypothetical. NCBI's taxonomy places the organism in Eukaryota, Pelagophyceae, Pelagomonadales, Pelagomonadaceae. Gene Ontology annotation, molecular function: 2-(3-amino-3-carboxypropyl)histidine synthase activity. Gene Ontology annotation, biological process: protein histidyl modification to diphthamide. The transcript has a single exon. The record is from RefSeq and is a predicted model, not a curated record. The annotation marks the transcript as partial.
AUCCCGCCGGAGAUCGCCGAGAACCCGCUCCUGCUCGCGGCGAUCGCCAGGUCGCUGCCCGCGAACUACGGCUUCGAGGUCCCGAAGACGAUCUGGCGCGCGACGGAGGCCAAGGCGACGUGCAUCGCGCUGCAGCUCCCCGAGGGCCUGCUCCUCUACGCGAACGCGCUCGCGGACAUCGUCAAGGAGUUCUGCAAGGCGCGCGUCGUCGUCCUCGCGGACGUGACCUACGGCGCGUGUUGCGUCGACGACCUGACGGCGAAGGCUUUGGGGGCCGACUUCCUCGUGCACUACGGCCACUCGUGCCUCGUGCCCAUGACGGUCACGGGCCCGCUCAAGUCGCUCUAUGUGUUCGUCGAGAUCGGCUUCGACGUGGACCACCUCGUGGGCUGCGUCGAGGCCCAGUUCGGGACGCGGGCGAUCACCGCGGGCGAGGCGGGCGAGUCGCGCGCGGCGGCGGCGAGGCUCGCGCUCGCGGGGACGAUCCAGUUCGCGAGCGGCGUCGAGCGCGCGCGCGGCGCCCUCGAGAGCCGCGGGCUCUCGUCCCUGGUGCCGCAGCAGAUGCCCCUGAGCGCGGGCGAGGUUCUGGGCUGCACGUCGCCCAAAUUGACGGCGCGCGUCGACGCGAUCGUCUUCGUCGCCGACGGCCGCUUCCACCUCGAGUCGAUCAUGAUCCACAACCCCGACGUCCCCGCCUUCCGCUACGACCCCUACGGCAAGGUGCUGACGCGCGAGCGCUACGACGUGCCGCGCAUGCGGCGGCUCCGGGAAGCCGCGGUCCGCGACGCGCGGGCCGCGACGCGCGUGGGCCUCGUGCUCGGCGCCCUGGGCCGCCAGGGGUCGCCGGACGUGCUCCGCCGCGUCAAGGCGCUGCUCGUCGCGCGGGGAAUUUCUCAUUUCUGCCUCGUGCUGUCGGAGAUCACCGCGGACAAGCUCGCGAUCUUCGACGCGCACGUCGACGCCUGGGUCCAGGUCGCGUGCCCGCGCCUGAGCAUCGACUGGGGCCACGCCUUCUCGCGGCCGCUCCUCUCGUCCUACGAGGCCCACGUCGCCUUCGGCGCCGAGGCCUGGGUCGACGGCCACUACCCGAUGGACUACUACGCGAAG